This is a messenger RNA of Owenia fusiformis, 1730 nucleotides long. The record is from the annotation of a GenBank genome assembly. Lineage: Eukaryota; Metazoa; Annelida; Polychaeta; Sabellida; Oweniidae.
AUACUGAAAAUUCAUUGAACAUAAAUAUUAUUUGGGAAUAUGUCUCGAUCUGGGGCAUAUAGCUUUAGAAAACUUGACAGUGACGAACUAAGCAGCGAAAUAUACCGAUAUGAGCAUAAUCCAGGCCCGAUUCAAAACCGUAACUGCAGUACAAGUAGCGAAUAUGUCUUCUACAGCGAGAAGAACGGAGAUGACGCCAAUAGGUUGGGGGAACUCAGGGGGACCGUCAUGUAUGAUUUGUUACGAUCAUUGGCUGAAGCACAGGGAGAAACGUUGGUGUUCGACAGCCCUGAGGAAACGAAACCUCACAAACCCAUAAGGUCAACCCACAAGGGAACAUUCAGCAGUACAUUGAGCGUUGAAAACCGACUUGCCGAGGGUGAAAAGCCGUUAUUAUCACAAGUGUAUACCGAGGGGCAGAUAGGGUUAAGUAACGGAUAUACGGGGGGAUACGGGGAUAACUCAAUAGACGACCUAGGGGUGGAUAUCGAUAAUAACAUGCCUUCAUUAACAACAACCAUUCACCAAAGGGGGUCAGCGUCCGAGGUCCCCGAGUACUUAAGGGGGUCGGCCAGCAUCACCCCUGUCCAUUUCCAGGAGCGAAUAAGCGUUGGAUCCACGGAUGAUUACAUUGAACGAAAUUCUGCCAGCUUCUGUGAAAUCGUUCCCGGGAAACGGUUCGUCUCCAGCGUCAAUUUUGAACCCACUCUUACUCCAAUAGAGUUCCAAGACAAACUGUUUUGUUACGUCAACAGUAGCAGGAAACGCUUCAAAAGCGCCGUGGAGUAUGAGCCAAGAGUAAGGCCAAGGUCGUUCGCUGACAGAAUGUAUGUGUAUCCUAAACGCCCAGUUCACACAUUCGUCUCAACGCUCGACAACAACUCCAGCUUAGGACGCAAAUGGUUUAAAACCGCAGUCCAACUCCAAGCAAAAACUUUCACCACAACGAAACUGGUAAAUGUGACAUCAUUGAACUAUAAUGGAACCACAGUUAAUAGAGAUCACCACAUCAAUGACAAUGACAUUGACAAUGGAGAUAAAAUCAUUAACUUCAAAGUGAAAAAGGACAUCACCACUGACUCUAAUGGUAACACAACAUACAGAGCUGCGGUCGUUAAUGGAUACGCAAAUGGGAUCCACUAACCAACAUAUGCAAAUUAGAAACGUGAACUUAACUUAUUCAAGACAUGAUCACAAUGCAACAUAUAAAUAUCUUCAAUUACAAUUAUUUAUCAACAAACCGGCUAAUUCAGUGUGAUUUAUGAACAAAAUACUGUGAAAAGAACAUCUCAACAAAAUAUAAAGCAUUAAUGGCACUACAAUACUGCUUUGGGAUUCAGUGAAAAAACACACCACGGAGUACCAGAAAACAUAAAAAACAUAUAUUUAGCCAUAAUAGCCUUUGUGCCAGCAAACUAUUAUUAUCAGGGCCCUCAGAGCAGGGAACAUUCUUUUGGAAUUUAUAAAUUAAACACCAAUCAACAGAAUAGCAAAAUGUCUGCCUCUAAUAAGUACUAUACAUGCUAUUUGAGAUUUGAAAAUGAGAUUCUGAAUGAGAAAAGCAUACAAUUGGCAGACAAAGUGAAGUAGGCGUGUUGACAUAUAUGUAUAUUCAGACUUAAGAGAAAUUGAUGUCAAAACUAUUUUGUGACUGCUAUGCAAAAAAUAAAAUGGCUUUAAACGUUAUGUAUACCUUUACCUCACAAGGUUUGUAUCAGUAACUCACUGGU